AUGGCAUCUAACGACUUGAUAAUUGCUCGCCAAUUGUCGGCAGCCGAAAUUGGUUCUGUCAAACUCCACCAGCUUAAUCAGCUCCUCUUCGAUGACAUCGAUAUUUUCGGUUCUCGAGGCUUCAGACAAUCCAAUGUCGAUAGCCUUCUACAUCGAUUUGACUACGAAGGCUGCCGGCGACUGGAUCCACUAACUUGGAUUCCUUGUGAAAUAAAACUCUCGGAUCUCCAGCCGCUGGUGGCCGGAGACUUGAGUGACAGCGAUCCAAAAGAAAUAACCUUGCCAGACGGCUGGAACCUGCAUUGCUUCCAAGGAAAACAUCGCAUUGCUGCUGCUCGCGAAUGGUUAGAACCAAAUGACAUUUGGUGGAUUUUCAACCUUUACGACGCCGAAAAGCUGAACGAUGACUGCCGUAGGAGACUGCGGGAAUGUGACUCGAGGUCGCAUACGUUCAGCGACGGGGAAAUAUUCCGGAACAUUCGCCAUUACCAACAGAGGGGAGAGAUAGAUGCUGCUAAAGAAUGGCUUGCAAGAUGGUCACCAACCAAAUGCAAGGAAUUUAACCGGAUUUACGAUCCAAAGAGUACCCAGGACGAAUUCCGUUGCCUCGGAAGGAGGCUGGAUGCGCUUCUUCGUUUUCCUGCUUUAUGGACCUCGUGGUAUAUGGGGACCCAUCUAGGAAGUCUUAAAUGUCCAGAGGAGCUCGCAGAUUCCUUAGCAGAGGUCAACUGUGCUUGGCAAUCUCUCACCUGCCAUAACCCUCAGUUUCUUGACACAGCGACUCUUGAAAUGCUAGAGGGACGCUGCCCUCGACUAUCAAUGGCUGACCGCCGAUAUAUCAACCAGAUUUUUCAAGACGGCUUGGCAUUUCCGAUGGCCUGCGACCCGGCUGUGCGAUCGCAGUUGUUGCAUGCUGCCUUGAAUUACAGAAAAAUCAUCCCCUCUCUCAGAACCUUCUUGGAAAACGCAAAAUAUCUCAAAGCAAUGACCGAUGUUAUCAAAAAGGUGCUUCCGAUGAGAAUCAAAGGCACCAUCCGCCAGACCAUGCUUCGUUAUUACAUCGGUCCCAAGGACUUCCAAUUCCAGGUGCAGUUGCUAGAAAACGAGUUCGUUCAAAGAAAGCGCACUAGUGAUUUUGGCUUCUGGUCUGCAUAUCGCCAGAUAUUUCUGUUUGCCAUGCGUCACUUCUGUGGAAUGACUGACUCGCAACCUCUCGGAUUCAGUCAAAUUUCAAGGUCCCGAUGCGCCGAUAGAUCAGAGCUAUGGCAACGCCUUAGAAUCCUCCUUGGCAAGAUUGGAUUCGUCUUCCCUGGAUCUAGAAAGAGUCACGCAACAAACUCGAUAGAGUUCAUUGCUAUUCGAACACUCCUCACCCGUCUCCGACCCCCUGAGCUCUUUGCGCACGAAGAAAAUAAUAUUUCCGAGUGGAGCGCUAAAGUCGCAUCGUUCCUUUGUUCAAUGACACCACAAGUCGCUGCAGGCCCAUCUCCUACUCAAAGCUGGGACAAACCUGAAACCUGGAGCCUUGAGCGCCGCUGUGGAAUGACAGACACAGAAACAUAUUUUCUGGAUCAGAAGUAUUUGUUCUUGGAGUAUAUAUACUCGGCAGACCACCCAGCUCAAGAGAACAUGACCUCAUUUGCAGUCAAACGGGACAUUUUCCAAUCAUUUUUUCCCUGA
Penicillium subrubescens is the source of this 1680-nucleotide messenger RNA. RefSeq lists its product as uncharacterized. The coding region runs from base 1 to 1680 and encodes 559 amino acids. The transcript has 2 exons. The record is from RefSeq and is a predicted model, not a curated record. Lineage: Eukaryota; Fungi; Ascomycota; Eurotiomycetes; Eurotiales; Aspergillaceae.